AAACCCCAUUGCAAUGACAACUACGUCGAUGGAUGUAUCGAGCGAGGUGUUGGUGGCAACCAAGAACCAGAUGAGCCACUUGAUUGAGGCGUUUAUGGAGCUCGGGGUUAUGGUACACGACUUCCAAGGCACCGAGCAGGCCCGCAACGGGGCCUCGAUCCGUCUUAACCAGACGUUGGAGGACUUAGCAAAGUUAGCGGCGUAUUCCUCGGAAAACUUGAAAGACGUGCCUAUUCCGUUGGACGUUUUGCAGUAUAUCGAGGACGGUCGCAACCCGGACGUGUACACCAGGGAGUUUAUCGAGAGCACUUCCAAGCUCGGUGGCUACUUGUCUGCCAAGGUUAAGGGCAUGGAUAAGCUUAAGAAGGUUUUAGGGGCUAAGAUUGCCCAGGAGUUUCCGGAAUUGGACGAGGUGGUGGAUGAAAUCAUCAACACAACAGCCCUCCCGGAAACGGAACGAUAAAGACGCUCUGAGGUGAACUACUAAACGACAGUUCAUGACCCUGACACGAUAAUGAAUAAUGAAACAUAUGGAACCUUCGGUUUUGGCUGCAGAUAUUGGUGGGUCAGACCGGCCUGUUUUCUAUAGGCCAAAGUGAUACUUUGCUAUGGGGUGUUUUGGCUUCAUUUCGCUCGAAACAAGUUCGCCGGAUUCAAAGUUGAUAUUUGUAUCCAGCGUGGCGGAUCGCAAAAUGCAUGUACCAAGUGGCUUGUAGCUCUGAUAUUCUUCUGCCGAUAUGCUAAAUUUAUAGUAACACCAGAUCUCCGAUUUCAUCAACUAGUACGAUACCUUUUGUAAAGCUUGGAUUUGCCUUGCAGCUCUUAGCAACGUUAGCGUCCUUCAGGGUGGAAACAGCUCUGUUCCCCAAACAAAAACCUCAUUACGAAAUCUCCCGAUCCAGUCCGCCCCGUUCUACUUGUACUCACGUAUGCUACUUUCUUGUUAC
Messenger RNA from Babjeviella inositovora NRRL Y-12698, 947 nucleotides. It is a transcript of the gene MED10, whose product is annotated as mediator complex subunit. The coding region runs from base 14 to 463 and encodes 149 amino acids. The record is from RefSeq and is a predicted model, not a curated record. Lineage: Eukaryota; Fungi; Ascomycota; Pichiomycetes; Serinales. Gene Ontology annotation, cellular component: mediator complex. The transcript has a single exon. Gene Ontology annotation, molecular function: transcription coregulator activity. Gene Ontology annotation, biological process: regulation of transcription by RNA polymerase II.